Molecule: messenger RNA, 1296 nt
Organism: Fraxinus pennsylvanica
Lineage: Eukaryota; Viridiplantae; Streptophyta; Magnoliopsida; Lamiales; Oleaceae
Source: the annotation of a GenBank genome assembly
AUGGUGGAUGACGAAGGUGGAUCAGACAAUCAUUCCAGGCCUGAAACAAAAAAAUUCAUGAAAGAUGAGUUAAAGUCCAAGAACUUGACGAGAAAAGAAUGUAUAAAGAAGAAGACGAUGGAAUUAUCGGUUUUGUGUGAUGUCAAGGCUUGCGCUGUGAUCUUAGGCCCUGAAGGGCAGAUUGAAACAUGGCCUGAGAAUCACAGCGAUGUACAGGAGAUGAUCGAAUUGUACAAAAAAGAUUGUCUUAAUAACAAGAAGAGGAAACAUCAACAUGAUGAUCAUGGUUGCAAGAAGAAGCAGGUUUUGGAAGGGUGUUCCUUUGCUAAAUAUGCUACUUCUGAAGAACCCGACAAACUUGACAAUUCUUUCUCCUAUCCAGCAUCUGAACUUGGCAACCCAUUGUGUGGCGGCAUUCCUCCUAAUGCCAGGCCUCCAAAAAUUUCACAAAAUCUGGGAUCACAUUCUAGUGUUGGCAUGCUUAGGUUAGGAAAUCAGUUGCCUGUGGAUAUUAUGUCUUCAACUCCAGGCUAUAUUGGUGGCUUUCCUGGCAAUGUUGAUGGUAUGCAUUUGGGACCUUUGGUUUCUUCUGCACCUAUGUCACAACUGGUUCCACAAAUGCAACAGCUUCUUGGUUUUAGUGGGCAGUUUACAGUUCCUCAAUCACAGAUGCUGCAUAAUGCACCAUCUGCCCCACAACAAGGACCCGUGAUGAAAAAUCUACGGCAAAUACCUGCUCAGCAGUUUCAAUCUCUUACUCAAGCACUAUCACAGUUUGCUCAGAUGCAGUCACAACAAAAACAAACUCAACAGGCAAGCUCUCAGUCAUCACAACAGGCCUUUUCUCUGCUUCAACAGCAGCUGCAGAUGCCGCAGUCAUCAGACUGUAUCGAUUGUGCUACUGCUCAGUCUUGGUUUCAAACUGAAAGUACAGUCAUAGCAGGAGUCGAGCAAUUUCAACAGAGCUAUAUUGAUAACAAUGACGAUUCUUCUCGGAUUGAUUCAUUUGAACUCUCUGCUGCAGAAAGUGAUCCUUUCAGUACUGGAGGAGAAUGGACAAAUAAUCAAAUUUGCACAUCUAGCAAUGGACUGGAUACUGGAUUUGAACUGCCUCCAACUCAGUCAAGCCCACCAAGUUCAUGUUUUUCAGACACAAGUAUGCCAUUGGGAGAAGAGGACGAGCUUGCUGUUCUUUUACAACAAUUUCAGCCAACUACACCGACCCUCGACUCCUUCAACCCUGACUGUGGCUCAAUGGAUACGUUAGGGCUUUCAUAUGAUGUAACAGUUCAGUAG